UAAAACCGUACGCUCUGGACUGGAAUUGCUCCUCCUGUGUUCUUGUAACUAACUCUGUGUGCAGCUCAAACAUGGCCCUGUCUAGUGAUCCAAUAUUUCAGAAACUGUCCCAGUGGUAUGAUGCCCAUCAUGCCACCCUCAACAUGAGGCAGCUAUUUGCGGCUGAUAAGGACAGAUUCUGUAAAUUCAGUAAAACCCUUAAGACCAGUGAUGGAGACAUUUUGGUGGAUUAUUCAAAGAAUCUAAUCACAGAGGAUGUGCUGAAGCUGCUUAUAGACCUGGCUCGUUCAAGAGGUGUUGAGAGUGCCAGGAAGCGUAUGUUCACUGCAGAGAAGAUUAACUUCACUGAGAACAGAGCUGUGUUACACAUUGCCCUGCGCAAUCGUUCAAACCCUAUCAAGGUGGAUGGAAAAGAUGUAAUGCCAGAAGAGAAUGCUGUUCUUGUGAAAAUUAAGGCCUUUUGUAGGAAAGUCCGUAGUGGCGAUUGGAAGGGGUACACUGGGAAGGCCAUUACUGAUGUAGUAAAUAUUGGCAUUGGUGGCUCAGACUUGGGUCCACUUAUGGUGACUGAAGCACUGAAGCCAUACGCAAAGGGUGGGCCACGUGUUUGGUUUGUAUCCAAUAUUGAUGGGACCCACAUUGCCAAAACACUGGCUGAACUGAAUCCAGAGUCAACACUCUUUAUUAUUGCAUCAAAGACUUUUACAACUCAGGAGACUAUCACCAAUGCAGAAACUGCAAAGGAGUGGUUUCUGAAUUCUGCCAAAGAUGUGAGUAUAGAUUCAUUUUGGUUUCUAUGUUUGUGCACCAACCAGCUAAAAAUUGAGAGACUUGGAAUAGAUACCGCCAACAUGUUUGAAUUUUGGGAUUGGGUUGCGGGACGUUAUUCUCUCUGGUCAGCAUUGUCUCUCAAUUGCCCUUCACAUUGGUUUGCCUAUGACAAUUUUGAGCAGCUACUCUCAGGUGCCCACUGGAUGGACAAUCACUUUAAUAAUUUCCCCUCUGGAAGAAAAUAUCCCGGUUAUUCUGGCCAUGGCUGGGGGGUGUGGUAUAUAAAUUUCUAUGGUUGUGAGACUCACGCUCUUCUGCCCUAUGACCAAUACAUGCAUCGCUUUGCAGCAUACUUCCAGCAGGUAAGUGCUUCCCAAUAGCCUUAUACGGGUGACAUGGAAUCAAAUGGAAACUACAUUACAAAACUGGAGCUCGUUCGUGUAAAUUACAACACUGGCCCUGUUGUAUGGGGAGAGCCUGAACCAAUGGUCCAGCAUGCAUUCUAUCAGCUCAUUCAUCAAGGAACACGUAAGAUUCCUUGUGAUUUCCUUAUCCCUGCGCAGACUCAGAAUCCAAUCAGGAAGGGCUUGCAUCACAAGAUCCUGCUGGCAAACUUUCUUGCUCAGACUGAGGCUUUAAUGAAGGGAAAGUCAACGGAAGAGGCCAAAAAGGAGUUGGAAGCAUCUGGGCUGAGUGGAGAAGCUCUUGAGAAACUGCUUCCUCACAAGGUGUUUGAAGGAAACCGACCAACUAAUUCAUUUGUCUUCACCAAGCUUACCCCAUUCAUGCUGGGUGCCCUAAUUGCAAUGUAUGAGCACAAGAUCUUUGUGCAAGGUGUUGUCUGGGACAUAAACAGCUACGAUCAGUGGGGCGUGGAGCUUGGAAAACAGUGUGCUAAGAAAAUUGAACCUGAGCUGGAGAUCCGAUGCCUGCAGAUGACGUCACAUGAAGGAUCUACAAAUGGGCUGAUUAACUUUAUCAAAAAAACACCAGAGGCUAAUUGAAGAGUCAUCUCUGGCAAUUCCCAAGAGCUGCACACCUUAGGUUUCCUUCUGGCUUUUAGCAGAAUAUGAAAGCACUUUCCUGUUUGUUCUUUUGUAGUUGUGAUCUUGUUGUGUCUUACAAUGUAACAACCCAAUCAAUCUGUGAGCACUGGGGAGUUGUGGGUAGAUGUUGCUGUUUUAGGUCAGUCUGUGGGGUAACAAAAGCCUCUGCACUGAAUCCUGA
Bombina bombina (fire-bellied toad) is the source of this 1998-nucleotide messenger RNA. It is a transcript of the gene GPI, whose product is annotated as glucose-6-phosphate isomerase. Gene Ontology annotation, molecular function: carbohydrate derivative binding; monosaccharide binding; glucose-6-phosphate isomerase activity. Gene Ontology annotation, cellular component: cytosol. Gene Ontology annotation, biological process: glycolytic process; glucose 6-phosphate metabolic process; gluconeogenesis. Lineage: Eukaryota; Metazoa; Chordata; Amphibia; Anura; Bombinatoridae. The record is from RefSeq and is a predicted model, not a curated record.